AUGGCGAUGCACACUUUGUGGGUCCGCGAGCACAACCGUAUUGCAACAAACCUUAAAUUACUCCGUCCCUACGCGGAUGACGAGACACUGUUUCAAGAGGCGCGUAAGAUUGUAAUAGCAGAGCUUCAGCAUAUCACCUAUAAUGAGUGGCUUCCAGUAUUAUUCCCCAGUAAAGAAUUGGUAAGAACUUUAUCAAAGUACGUUAAUUAUAUCCGCACCUAUAAUGAGUCCUGUUACGGCCUCUUGAACUAACUUGUUCUUCUGUUCAUAAUCAUUUCACUAAUAUUCUUACGCAUUUAAUUAAUUUAACUGUUAGAACGUACUGUGGUUUAAAAUUUGACUUCCCUAAAAGCAUACGUCAUGGGCAAUGCGCAAUUAAUUUCCUAGGAGACCCACAGUUUGAUGAGACUUAAGAACCGGUAAACAAAUUUCAAAUUUUUAAGUUUUGAAUUUGAAUUUUUUUUUUCUUAAUUCAGUCUCUAUGUUGUUUAAAAUAACGUUUUGGCUAUGAAUCUCAGCCUUAGUCAUAUUCUUGAGAUGUUUUUAAGUUUAAUUUUACCUUAACCGUUCUUCGAAAAAGGGUUGGUACUGAAAAAGAGUCACUGUGUGACUGUCAGUUCAAUGCUAAAAAAAAGACAUGUUGACCAGUGCAGAGAAUAAGUUUUUUGUUACAAUAAAAAAAACAGUAAAUUUUAAAUAGUUGAACUCUCACGGAAGAAUUCGUUCCUAAAUUUUAACUUCGCUUUAAAAUCAAAUACAUUUGCACUUUGUCUAGUAUUUUACUGAUUCGCUAAAAAUGCUCUAACUUGGAAACUGGUAAAUGCGUCAUGUUGUCAAAGUGACAAUUUUGCAUGAUUCUUGCCUUUGCAAUCAUUUAUUCUUUUAUUUGUUUCUUUGUGUUCUAACGCUUGGUCCAGCGUGCACGUAUGUUGAGCUCUAACUCUUUAUAAACAGAGUCUAAACUAAGGGGGCCUCCAUACUUGGAAAAAAAAAACGGCCACUUAACUGAUAACUGAUCGGCGAGAGCACACACAUUAUUUGCGUCAUCCUUGCCCCGGCAUUUAAUACAAGAGAACGCAUUUUAAAAAUUUUUUUAUAUUUCUUUUUCAGAGAAAACAAUUUGGUGUUCUUUUAGAACCUAAAGGAAAAUUCUUCACUGGAUAUAACCCCGAAGUGAAUGUGCAAUGCACCAACGUUUUCUCUACAUCCGCUCUGAGAAUGGGUCACAGUUCAAUUCGCGCCCUUUUUGCUCUGACAGCAGCCGACGGCACCUUUAGUCGAUUUAGAGGAUCUGAUCGGUCCCUGCCUAGAGACAUUCGUUUUGCUGAGCUAGUUGACUUCUUCACCCCAACAAGGUUUUUUAAUAAAAAUGAACAAAGCGUCCUUACAAGAAUUUUGUUCGGGUUGAUAUUUUUCGAGGCUCAGACUCCUGAUCGGUAAGUAGAGCGCUCUUUAACCCUUAAUGAUAUUCAGACUGGGCCUGAUUUAGGUCCCUAGGACUCUAACUCCAGCGGUGUAGUAUUUUUACUGACACAGCACGCUAGCAACACACCAGCACUGCGCGCAUGCCCUGUCCAUUUCCUGAUCCAAGCAUAUCGGAUCCACGUAACCAAGACUGCAGUUUUAGCUUCCUCUCUCGCCAAAGGUCUUCACAGUCAGCCCGCAUGAAGUUCAAACUCCCAUCGUUUGUUGGUGACCCUUUUUAGCAUUCUGUCCGUGUAACGUUGUGUUCUUUUAUACUCCAUCAUACCCUUUUGUGUCGUACAGUCUUAAUAGCGUCAUAUGGUUAAAUUUUCAUGACAACGCUACAUGACUCCCUCAUAGUGUGAACAUAGCCUACCGCUGUGUUCACACUAUAUCUAUAGCUCUUACGUCGGCACGAAAACCAUACCGGAUAGGGCUUCUUUUCACACAUAAAUUUUUCUAAUGUGGUCUAUCAUGUGACAUGGAUUAUUUCGGUUUCUCUAAUCGACACCUACUUCCUCGCAUCAGCGAACUACACAAGCUCAGCUCGUUGAUCGGAAGGUACAUCAUGCGUGAAAGAACAUGGGGCCGAGAAGCCAACCCUCACGGACAAUUUUUCGGUCCUCAAAAAAUGCAGAAAUGAAUUCAAAAGCCUUGUCUACGAGAUACUAUUUAUACAAAAACUCAAACCAUCACUGAACAUUGAAUCGGAUUCGAUUCGCGCUAAGCUUUUCUAUUAAAUACAUUUACAUAGGGUGGAUUAUUUGCAGCAUACGACGGUAUACCCGUCCCAUUUGCCCACUGGAAUUUUUUUUUUUAAGCUCAAAAACAAUAAAAAAUUCAAACGGGCAAAUGCGAUGUAUAUACCCGUAUGCUGCAAAUGAAUCCACCCAUAAUAAUGAAGCACGCACGAAUGCAAUCUUAUUUAUUCAAACUAUACCUCUUUUAACAACUUUGAAACUUUACACUCUUGAUAAUGAUGUUCGAAGCAUCGAAAAGUCGAGUAACGCGUUCUUAAGUUCAAAUUUUCUUGUUAAAUCAGCUGCAAUAAGCACUGACCUGACUAUUGGACUUAAGUACAAAAUUAUUCUUAGUCCCCAGAUGGCCUUGUAACUUUUUUGAUUGAGUCAUUGUUUGUGAACAACUGCUCCUUCUUUAAUGUAGACGCUUAGUAUUAGAAAGAUGAUUUCUCUAAUAGAAUCUCAUUCCUUUUAUAGUAUCUUUGUGAACGCUGUACGCGAGCGACUCGUCAUUGAAGGCAAUAUCUUUGGCGAUCUCAUGGCCAUCAAUGUGCAGCGUGCUCGGGACCAUGGCCUACCAGGUUACGCCCAUUAUCGAGAAGUGCAUGGAUUGGGAGCUGUUAAUUCUUUUGAUGACCUUUCGGAUAGUUUCUCUUCAGAGCAGAUUGCAAGAUUUAAGGUUGUAUACAAAAAUGUCAAAGAUAUUGAUGUUUUUCCCGGCAGCAUAGCAGAGAGCCCCUUUCCAGGAAGGGUGCUUGGAAGCGUAAAUACCCAUGUUAUACUAAAGCAUAUGGGAAAGUUCCGCUCUGGUGAUCGCUUUUGGUACGAGAGAGAUGACCACUUGACCGCCUUUACGCUCAAACAGCUGGAUGAAAUAAGAAAAGUUACUAUGGCUAGAGUCAUGUGCGACAACCUUGACGGUGCCACCCGCAUUCAGCGUUGGUAUUCAAAACAAUAAAAUCCCGCCGACGUGUGGUUGACUGUGCAGACCUAGAUUACGUUGACCUGAAAGAAUUCAGUCAAGGUAACUUUUAUCUAUUUCAAAUAUUUCUAAUAUAUUCUAUUUAUUUUCAUCUUCCAUCUGUAGACUAAUGUUAUUACACUUGACGAGUUUUCUCUCGUGUUUGACAAACAGGAGACGCGGCAUUUUGAUGUGCAAGGGUUGCACAUCAGUUUUGAUUUAAAAUGUCUAUGGCUGGUGUCAACUGCUUUUGACCAAGGAUGGAAAUGUAGCAUUGAAAAUAGACCAUUUCACACUUGUGAGCUUGGUGUCCUAGCCUUUGAGUGAACGUGAGGCUGGGGUUGACCUUGUUUUAACACAAACCUCUUUCCUUUUCUCAUGGAAACUGUGCAAAAAAAAAAUUCCUAGUUAGCAUAAAACAUCAGGAUUUACAUAGUAAAGCAGGAAGGGUUGUAUUGGUCAACUCCCGCCUCGUUUUCGCCGUUAACUGUAAAAUGGUCUAUGAUAUGUUCAAAUAAUCAACCUCGGUUAAAAUAAUGUAUUGCUCAAUUAAGUUACACCGUGAGUAACUACUAUUUUUUUCCUUUUCUUUAAUUUUGAUAGGAGCUGGAGUGGAACCGAUGGAAGAAACUGGUGGUGAAGAAAGUGCCGCUGCCUGAAUCCUUCAUCACGUGUGAAACCCUUACCUUUCUUAUUCGUAAUUUCACUUUAUUCUAAGUAAAGAUAAGAUGAUCAUGCAAUCCUUUAAGAGAGACGGCACCAGGCAAGAAACCAAGCAUUUCUUCUAUUCAAAACCUGGAGUUUAAUCUCCUGCUUUAUCAAUAAAGUAUUUGAAUGAAAUGCCACGAAGUCUGAUGUAGUUAAUAGCGGCGAAUUUAAGGAAACGGAUCUGUUUACCCUGACGUCGCCCUUUACUAAAUACACCCUUUGACAUGAGCCAGUUUGGUAAAAUCCUUCG
Molecule: messenger RNA, 4123 nt
Organism: Porites evermanni
Lineage: Eukaryota; Metazoa; Cnidaria; Anthozoa; Scleractinia; Poritidae
Source: the annotation of a GenBank genome assembly